Messenger RNA from Eufriesea mexicana, 2268 nucleotides. RefSeq names its product diuretic hormone class 2 (gene Dh31). The record is from RefSeq and is a predicted model, not a curated record. NCBI's taxonomy places the organism in Eukaryota, Metazoa, Arthropoda, Insecta, Hymenoptera, Apidae. The transcript is spliced from 4 exons. Gene Ontology annotation, molecular function: diuretic hormone activity; G protein-coupled receptor binding. Gene Ontology annotation, biological process: body fluid secretion.
AAAGGGAGUGGAAAAGGAAGGAGGAGAAUGGUGGAGAGCGCGUGGUGAAUCGACGAUAGUGCGCGCGGUCGAGCUCGCGUCACGCUCGUUGGUGGUUACCGGAACGAUAUACGAGGAUCGAGGGUAGGAAGCUUGGAUGGGGUAGAACACGGAUCCAUUUGAUUGGUCGAGAAUCUUUACAAGUAUUACGGGGAGGGGAUGACGAUGGGGAUGAAACAAGUGCCGUAAACCCGCGGGCUUAUAUAAACCGUCCACGGUAGAUUCGUAUUCGCAGAGCAAGGCUCUCCGUUGUCGAAGAAACAACCCGUCGCUUUAGACCGUCGGAACUUUCCUCGAUACGAAAAUCAUUUACCCGCAUUCCCGUUUCUUCCUGUUCGUUCCCGUUUCUUCCCGUUCGUUCUCGUUACCCUGAUAACGGAGUAGUACCCCGCAAGCUAAAUCGCAAGAUUAGGGAAAGGAUAGUCGUUAAAGAUGCAAGGGAUCUUACCGUUCUACAUACUGCUGAUGGCUGCCGGUUUUUUCGUGUCGUCGAACCUUUCGACGAAUGCCGCACCACAACAAGGUUAUUGGAGCCAGUUCGUUGAAGAAAAUCCUGAAGCACUGAUGGAAAUAAUUACUCGGCUUGGUCAUACCAUAAUACGUAAUUCCGAACUUGAAAAGUAAGUAAUAAUUUCAUCCAACGAAUACACAUACGUCGUUAAAUACCUUCACAAACGAGGAUUGGAUCUAGGUUUGAGUCGUGGAUUUAGCGGUUCACAGGCUGCGAAACAUUUAAUGGGAUUAGCUGCAGCGAAUUAUGCCGGAGGUCCAGGACGUCGACGUCGUUCCGAGCAACCCUAGAUAAGAAAACAAAACGAUUUCCUUCAUCGAUCGUAUUUCGAUCUCAGGCUUUACCAUCCUAAAUGUUUACUUACACGCCUUUCUUCUUUCCUUCCUUUCUUCCUUUCUUCCUUUCAUCGUUCGUAAAACUAUGUUUCGCGCCCUCCGUGUCCCUGCCCCAUACGAAACAAGCUUGCAACUUGAACAAUUUCCAUUCUUCCAUCUCUAUCCAUCUUUUAGAUCAAACAUCAAAUCGUCUUAGAUCAAAUCAGUUUUCAUUUUAGUCCUUUCUAAUUUACAUAUUUCUCUAACAUAACUAGUAAUCAAUUUUCAUUCCUAAACUCCAUCUUCUUCUUCUCCUUUUCAUCUUUAUUUCUUAUUUCUUUCAAACUUUAAGACGAUAAAACGUAGUCACCUACUUUCUAGUCAUUCUCCUAGUCGUCAUUUUGCGUCUGCGUAUGCAUAUACCAUGCGUAUGAUAUAUGAUGUAUAAUACGUUUUCGAUCAUAUGUAAAACCGGUAAGAGUAAUAUAACGAUACGUGUAUACGACGGCGAACGUACGAUCGACAAUACCGAUUCUAUGUACCGACAGAAAAAGCCCAGUGAUAAUUUCAAUGUUUCAAAUUUCAUCAUAAAUCGUAUAGAUGCUAUCGAUAGGACUUUAUUACGAGAAAACAGCCUACUUUUCUCUACGCUUUUACCAAACAACAGUCUCGCCCUCUUACACGCGUGCGCAUACACACAUGAUAAUGCUGAAUUUUAAACGACCCCUGUAAACCAAUCAAUCCUGUAAGCGAAUGAAAUUAUAGCAAUCCUUUUGCAUUAACAUUCAAAUAUCCAUGUUUAUUACGUAGCUCAAAUGUUCUAUUAUAGCUGCAUAAGAAAUAUCGUGUAACACGUGAUUAUUAGUUUUUUCAUAAUCAGUUCCUUGCAUCCAUUAUGUUUUCAAAUCAUCGAUAUCGCGUGAUAUCGAAUUCGGCUAUCGGCAGAUGUCAAUUCUGCAAAGUUAACGAAAAUAAAUAGAAUAUACCUUUCCUUUUUGCGUUAUAUUUACUAUUACCACCCUUUCAUUGCCUUCCUUUCCCUUUCUUUCCUUCUUUUUCUUUCUUUCUUCCUUCCUUCUUUGCUUCUUUCCAAGUAAAUGCACAAUUGCAACACGAACAAUCGAAUUUGACCGAAAAACACGACUUCAAAAGAUGAGAAUAAACACAUUCCACCGAUAUUUUCAUUCGUAUACUCAUACGAUCGCCGUUUAUCACUACUCUUUUUACUUUUCCUGUUAUCCUUGUAUAUUGCUAUUUCCGUUUCAGCGUACACACGUGGUAUUGCGCAAUAUUCAGAUAAGUAACGUUUGUUAGAGACGUUAGAAAGUAAAUCCUCGAAAUACCACUGACAAUGAGACUCAGCAAAGUUCCGAAUUCGUAACUCUUACUCUCGCGUGUUUACCG